AUGAAAACCACUUCGGCGAAGAGCAGAUGUUUAUUAUUAGAUAAAUUCUUUCGUUCUUUGCACCUCGCCCACCACUCUUCGAAUGUCUAUGUCUUUACCACUCCUUUUUUCUUUUAUUUAACUAUCACUCCUCUCGCCUUUCUCUUUAUCUUUCUCCUUCCUCUAUUUCUCAUUUUCACUCUCUCUCUAUCUCUCUAUCUCUCUCUCUCUCUUUCCUCUCUCUCUUUCCUCUCUCUCUUUCCUUCAUAUAACUACUGCCCAACUCUUCCUUUAUUUUUCUUUUCCCCCUUUCUCUCUCUAUUUCUUACCUUUUCUUUCAUCUAUUGCUCCUCUCUCCGUUCCUCUUACUCUUUCCAUAUCUGUUUUUUUCUUUCAUUUAACUACUGCUCUUAUCUACAUUUCUAUUUCUCUUCGCCCUCCUCUCCCUCUUUCUUCCCAAUCUCUCUCUCACUCUCUUUCUUUAAUUUUACUACUGCGCCUCUUUUCUUUUCUCUUCUCUUUCUCUUCACCUUCAUCUCUCUGUCUCUUUCGUUUACCUGCAGCUCCUUUACUCCUUUCUCUUGCACCUCCCCCUCUCUCUCUUUCUUUUAA
Acanthosepion pharaonis is the source of this 591-nucleotide messenger RNA. Lineage: Eukaryota; Metazoa; Mollusca; Cephalopoda; Sepiida; Sepiidae. The record is from the annotation of a GenBank genome assembly.